Amaranthus tricolor (Joseph's coat) is the source of this 2644-nucleotide messenger RNA. Its product is annotated as AP2/ERF and B3 domain-containing transcription factor RAV1-like. The transcript has a single exon. Gene Ontology annotation, molecular function: DNA binding; DNA-binding transcription factor activity. The coding region runs from base 127 to 1020 and encodes 297 amino acids. The record is from RefSeq and is a predicted model, not a curated record. NCBI's taxonomy places the organism in Eukaryota, Viridiplantae, Streptophyta, Magnoliopsida, Caryophyllales, Amaranthaceae. Gene Ontology annotation, biological process: regulation of DNA-templated transcription.
UUCUACGAUCAUAGUUCUAAAAUUGUUCCCAUCUUUAUUUCUAUAUAUAUUAGCCCUAAUUCUAGUUACAACUAUAUAAUUUUAUUUCUCUUUUAUUUAUUUUUGCAUCAAAAGACAAUCACAAAUAUGGAUUGGGAUCCCUAUUAUUCUUGUCCUGCAAUAUCUUGUACAUCCUCAUCUUCUUCUGAACCACUCAAAAUUCAUACCAUAAAACCAACUAACACAAAAAAAUCAUUGCCUUCAAAAUACAAAGGGGUAGUCCCUCAACCAAAUGGUCGUUGGAGUGCCCAACUAUACCAAGAUAAUAAGCGAGUUUGGAUUGGGACUUUCGACUGCAAGGACUUAGCAGCUUAUGCUUAUGACUUAGCUGUCAUUCGAUUUCGAGGCCAACAAGCCAUAACAAAUUUCCCUAUAUGGAGAUACUCUAAUAAUCUCCAUCUAGACUUCCUUUCGUCACAUUCUAAGAUCCGGGUCAUAGACAUGCUCCGCAACCAAACCUACCAAGAUGAGCUUAUCCGAUUCAAGCGUGCCCGAUUCGCCAAAAACCAUGCUAGGCGGGCAGCUCAAGUAGACGACCAUGAAUGGGAUCGGUUAUUUGAGAAGGUGUUAACACCAAGUGAUGUGGGGAAAGUUCGUAGACUUGUGAUUCCCAAGCAUUAUGCUGAGAAUUAUUUACCUAAAAUGUCUGAGGUUGGAGGGAUGAUGUUGUGUUUUGAGGAUAGAUUAAAGGAUAAAAUGUGGAGGUUAAAGUAUUGUUAUUGGAACAGUAGUCAAAACUAUGUGUUAACCAAAGGGUGGGGAGAGUUUGUUAAGGACAAGGGUUUGAAACAUGGAGAUAGUGUUGUUUUUUAUAGUACUUUUGUGGGUUCUCAUAGGCGGUUUUGCAUUGAUAUAAAAUGUAAAAAGGUUGUGGAAAUGGAUAGUGAAAAGAGUAGUGAUGGUAGCGGGGAUGGUGUUGCAUUAGCGUGCUCCAAGAAUUUAAGGUUGUUUGGAGUUGAUAUAAUAUGUCCACUCAAUUAAACCAGUUAUUAGGCCGCAACACGUUGCAUUAGCCGCGUUGUAAAAGUUUUCAAAAUAAAUGAAUUAAUAUUUUUAGCGUUGUAAAGGGGUUAAAAAAAACUACAUUUUGAGCUUUUUCAAGGGAUGUCUUAUGAUUCAACCAAUAUUUAAGCGUUACAAUAACCGCAUCACUCCCAUUACCUCAUCACUAAUUUGUUACCGCGAUUGUACUACCGCAUUUUUACACCUAGUGUAUUAAGAUGUUAUUACAUAGUGUAAAUCUUUGAUUUCUUUCAUUCUUUAGGUUUUAAUUGUACAAAAAGGUUAACUUGGUUUUAACAAGUCACAUAAGUAUGUUUUUUAAGUUAAUACCUUUACGACCUGUUUGUAGUAGGUAUUAAGUUGUGGAAAUGAUAACGAAAAAUUAGUGUAAUUUUGAUAGUUUUAUCUCUUGACAAAUUUAUUGACUAUUCUAUUCUCCUUUAACAAUCUUAGUUUCUUCAAAAAAUUCAUUCUAAUGCAUUAUCAUUUGAACAUGUCGUAUUAGGUGGUAAUAGAAAAUGUGAACAAUUUUUUUUUAUGAUCAAUGUUACAUUACCAUGGGAGUUACAUGAUAAAUAUUAUGAAAAUUUACACUACAAAUUAUUCCUAUUAUCACCAAUUUAUUUGUAUCGUUAAUCAAACAGACUGUUAAUAAUUAGGUAUAUUCUGAGUCGUUGAGUCAAGCUCCAAAUCUCACCUUAAUGGAAGUGAGUUCGAUCACCUCGUAGCAUACUCUUUGGCUUGCACGUUUGAGAACGAAGUUGUGAGUGCAAGGAAGUAUGAGAGCAUAUGUUUUGAGUCAAUCAAUGAAGUGAUUAAUGAGGAUGGUUUAGAGUGCCUUAAUGAUGGGAAGGCACGAAGAUUGGGGGACAGUGAAGGUCGCUUGACCAGUAGAGCAUGUACGGCUUGGUCGAGCCAUGAAGCAGCGACAAACCAGUAGGCGCUGAAGUCACGCUCGACUAGUCGAAUAAGGGUGCUCGAUCGAGCACUGCACAGCACGCAAAACAGAAUGUUUCCGUUUUAAUUCUCGAUUUUGUUUGGGCUUUUAGCCAUUAGUCCUAAGGCUCCCAAAUAUUUCAUGGGACUAUAUAAUGGGUCUUAAGAGUUCAUGAGGGCAGAAGAGAGCACCUAAUACUAAGAGUUAACUAGGGUUUUAGCCAAGAGAGUUCACUUCACUUGUAUUAGGGUAUUUGAGAGAAAUUGACAUCAAAAGUUCCAUCUUUGCUUUGAGAAGUUGUUCUUGAAGCUUGUAAGGUGAGUCAUUAAUGUAUUCUUGAGUAUAUUAAUGAUAAGAUACUUGUUUUAAGGGAGAGGUAUCUUUAAAUACCUCAUAUAUCUUGUGUUUUUGCCUCUCCAUUGUUGUGCUCUGUUUUGGUUGAUUUUCUUUGUAUUUAUUUGUUGUUUGUUUCUUCACCAUUUUCAUAUCCCAUUCACAACAAUUGGUAUCAGAGCUUUAAGUUAUAUUUGUGGGUUGUUUGGUGGGUGAAAUAUAGGGUAUUUGGUGAAGAAACAAGAUGGGUGAUGUUGUAAAGUUUCAUAUUCCAUUGUUUGAUGGAAAAAUGAAUUUUUUGUAAAGUAUAUUUUGAGCCAGUAUGGUGAAGAG